Messenger RNA from Rhodotorula toruloides NP11, 2004 nucleotides. RefSeq lists its product as uncharacterized. Bases 1 to 2004 code for a protein of 667 amino acids. The transcript is spliced from 11 exons. NCBI's taxonomy places the organism in Eukaryota, Fungi, Basidiomycota, Microbotryomycetes, Sporidiobolales, Sporidiobolaceae. The record is from RefSeq and is a predicted model, not a curated record.
AUGCCCCACCUCUCCCAAAGACGACACCGGCUUACUCGCUCGUGGAACUGCUGCUACCGCUACAACGACGCGCACUUCCGCUCGCAAAUCAGCUCUCAAGGCGCGCGCAUCGCUGCGCGAGGAGGACACGGACUCGGAGUACGACGCGGUUCAGACACACGAGGAAGAGGAGAGCGAGCACGAAGCACCACCACCGAAGAAGCGCGGCGCGUCGACGACCGCCAAACCUCCUCCUCGUCCGCGAGCCAAGGGCGCGCUCAAAGACUUCCUCGACCUCCCGCUCGAGUUGGUCCUGCGCAUUUUCGGCGAACUCGACUUGCCGACGCUCUUCCACCUAUCUCGUCUCAGCAAACGAUUCUGGCCGGUAUCAUGAGGCCCACAGCGCACGGAAUGAGUGUCCACCAACAGGCGAACUUGAUGUUCGGCUGCUGUCAGGGCUGCGGCAAGACCACGAACAAGGUUGACUGGGUCCUGAGGAUUCGCGCCUGCCCGUCGUGCUACAGGGAUCGCGUGGCCGACAAGCAGACGGCGAGCUUCUUCUCGAAGGAGGUGUUGAAGAUUGCCCCGUUCAGCCAGAUGGAUAGUUCCGGUGGCGACCGCAAGACGAAGCAUUACUCGACGGACGCCCUGGACACCAUGCGAAACUGUUACGGCUACAGGGAGGACAGCGACGACGAGGGCGACCAGACAGAAGACCACGAUGCAUUGGACUGGACCUACCACGGCUACGAGGCGUUGACUUUCAAGUACAGAUGCUUUGGCCGGAUGGAGGACAUCAGCUCAAAAGACGACUUCAUCCACGACUUGGCGGUUGUCAGGAACAAGCGCGUGGCCGACGCCACCUCGAUGGUCGCUUGGUUCAGGCAGGAGGAGAAACGCAGGGGUGAGGAGCGGCGGAAGAUCUUGGAAACUCGCCGCAAAGACAUCAUGGCGCGGUUCGAGGCUGAGGGCUACAAAGUGCACCACUUCGACUUCGACGCCUUCAGGGACCACCCGAUCAUGCGCGUCGCGAAAGAGUUGACAGACAGCGCUUUCGCCGCCGUGCAUGUCGAAGUCGGCGCUCUCGUCGCCGCUCAGCGUCACCGACAGGACGUCCAGAUCAUCGCGCAAGAGAGCAACCGCCUUCGGGACCUAGUCUCACGCGAGUACAAUCGCCUGCGACAGGACGAGGAAUACGUCCGCGAGUACCUUUUCGACCCUGUUCCGGACAUUUACGAAUUUCUCGAACUCGAGCCGGUCAAGGCCAUGUACCGCAUCGCAUCGGUCGACGAGGUCGGCAAGCGUACGCCGCCACCCAUUGCGGACAAAGCGCGCGACAUCGCUCGCGCCAUCGGUCAGGCGUGCGAAGCAGCCGAGUCGGCCUUCUUCCGAUCUUUCGUCAAGAUUCUCGCCGAGAUUGAGACGGCUCGCAAAGUGGACCCGCUUGCUGCACCUCCAGCAGCCACCCCGCAGCCUGGUCCGACACUUGCGCAGUCGGCGGCGCCCACGGCGCAUCCCCUUCAGCUUCUUCCCGCUGACCUCGACGAACUUCUACAGCAGCCGGAGCUUUAUCAAGAUGACCUGCUCCUUCGAGCCAUCUGCAUCGUCCAGUGCCUCGCAUGCAAGCACGUCGACAACGGCAUCGGCAUCUUGACCCACAAGUGUUCUGUCGGCCACCAUUCACUCCGCGCGACCGGCUAUCAGCUCCUGCGCGAGCGGAUCGAGGCAGCCAUCGACGUCGUCGUCGCCCUGGAGCAAGAACUUUCCGCCACGGCCGAGGAGGUUGGCGAGUUCGGGCACGUCCUGCACUGCGAGUGCGCGUCUCCCGCCAUCGCGCACGACUGGCGCAACGUGGUCCUCCACCGAGCGAGAUACCAUCGCACAAGCGCGGAAAAGCCAGCCAUCGUCGUCGACACCGAGGAAGGAGCGAUGAAGCGGGUCUUCGAUAAACACGUCGAGUCGCUAGGACAACAGUCGACGGGAUACAGCAGCUUCUACCCUCUCUUCGGCGGCAUGCGCUUCUAG